GAACCCCACAACCCACUUCACAUCAAUCACUAAUGAUUACAUUCAAAUAAUCAACAAGGCCCAAUUUUCUUCUGUUAAAGUCUUUAAGUCAGGCCCAAUAAUUCAGUUAAGAAAAUACUCAAAUUCAAUCUUCAAGCAAAUAAAUUAAAGAGCCAGGGUUUCAAAAACAAAAUGUAAAAAAUUAAAGAGCCAGGUACUCCCAGACAAAUUUGUGUCCAGACUUUGAAAAGUUUAGCUGUUAACAACCAUUGAUUUUCUUUAUAUAUGCCCGAGCCAACUAGCCAAGCAAUUAUUAAGGUGGUUAGAAUAUAAAAAUCACCUUAUCAUCAAAUCAAAGUAUUAAUCUAAACUGCACCCACGGUAUCCAACAAAAAAUUCAUCAAAUUUAAUAUGCAGUAACCGAUGCUAAAACGUGACAUAUCUAGUUAUUUACUAUAAUAGUAAUAAGAUUAUAUGAAUUUGUUCGUUUGUCUGUGCGAUACUGCGAGGUCCUUUCUUACUCUGUGACUGUGCCUCAUGUCUUCAAAUCUCUUCCACAAUUUGACUUUGCAUUGCAAACGUGAUAUAUUUCCUAGCAACUUGCAUUUGCCUCCUGUAUUAUUUUAUAUGAUAUAUAUGAAGCGGAGGUAUGUGUGUAUGUAUAUAAAUUGAAUUGGAUUAGCAGAUGAAAAACACAAGACAUUAAUUAGAUCCCUCUUCUUAGUUUCUUACACUGAGAGUAAUCAAAAUCAGAUAAGAUCUAGCUAUAUUCCCAGCUUGAUCUGUUCUGUCUUGUGUCUGCAAAUUAAAAUGAUACUGCCAUUCUCAUUUGUUCAGUAUUUGGUACUUGCUCUUCCUCCUCUAUUGGUAUUCUUCAUUAUCCUGUUGAAGAAGAACAAGUCCAUCAACAAGAAACUUCCAUUUCCACCAGGUCCAAGAGGCCUUCCUAUCAUUGGUAACCUUCAUCAACUUGACAGUUUAAAUUUCCAUUUUCAACUCUGGAACUUCUCAAAGAUCUAUGGUCCAAUUUUUUCCCUUCGAUUUGGCAUCAAGAAAGCCAUCAUUAUUUCCACACCUGAAAUGGCCCAAAAGAUCCUCCAUGACCAUGAUCUUGCUGUUUGCACCAGAGCUCCCACACUUAGCCAGAAAAGAAUUUCUUACAAUGCCAUGGACAUGAAUUUUUCCCCAUACAAUGAUUACUGGAGAGAAAUCAGAAAAAUUGCUGCCAUCCAUUUCUUCAGCGCCAAAAAGGUCUCUAGCUUUUCCCAUGUCCGGAAAUCUGAGGUCAAGCAAAUGAUUCAAAAGAUAUCAGCCCAUGUUUCUUCUUCCAAAGUCACAAACUUGAGUGAGAUCAUAAUGUCUGUCGCCAGCUCUACAAUUUCCAGGAUUGCUUUUGGGAGAAUCUAUGAUGAGGAUGGAGCUGAAAAAAGCAUCUUCCAUAGCCUUCUUGUUCAGGGACAGGCCUGUUUUCUAACCUUCUUCUUUACAGAUUAUAUUCCUUUCAUGGGGUGGGUCGAUAAACUCACUGGCUCACUAGCUCAUCUUGAUAAAACUAUCAACUCAUUCGACGCUUUUUUCCAACGAGUACUUGACGAGCACCUUGAUCCUAAUAGGAACAAAGAUCAAACUCAAGAGGAAGAUAUAGUUGAUAUACUACUCCAGCUUAGAAACCAGGGUUCCCUCUCAAUUGAUCUCACUAAUGAUCACAUUAAAGCUUUCAUGAUGGACCUACUUAUAGGAUCAACUGACACGAGUGUAGCUGCAUCUGUUUGGCUCAUGACUGGAUUAAUGAAGAACCCAACAGCAAUGAAGAAAGCCCAAGAAGAAAUAAGAAAUCUUUGUGGCAACAAAGACUUCAUUGAUGAAGUGGAUAUUCAAAAACUCGAAUAUUUGAAGGCAAUUAUAAAAGAGACACUCAGAUUUUAUCCGCCGGCACCACUAAUACCAAGAGAAACAAUUAAGAGUAUCAUCGUAGACGGGUAUGAAAUACCGGCCAAGACAAUAGUGUAUGUGAACGUUUGGGCCAUCCAUAGGGACCCUGAGGCUUGGAAAGAUCCCCAUGAGUUCAAUCCUGACCGAUUCUUAAACAGCGGCAUAGAGUUUAAGGGACAAGAUUUCGAGCUGAUUCCGUUCGGUGCUGGACGUAGAGUUUGCCCUGGCAUGCCACAAGGAAUCGCCACAUUGGAGCUCAUAACUGCAAACCUACUAAACUCAUUUGAUUGGGAAACACCUCCUGGGAUGACACGCGAAGACAUUGAUGAUGAAGGGUUACAAGGACUUGCCCGACAUAAGAAGAAUCAUCUUUGUCUUGUUGCCAAGAACCGUACGUGAAAAUCACUGUAAAUUUCAAUAAUACAAUUUCAUGUUUGCCUUUUAUAUUUGUCUUGUUUACAAGAACCACAUGUGAAACUCACUGUCACUUACAUUAAUGCAACUUUAUUUUGGUCUCUUAUCAUUA
Molecule: messenger RNA, 2437 nt
Organism: Lotus japonicus
Lineage: Eukaryota; Viridiplantae; Streptophyta; Magnoliopsida; Fabales; Fabaceae
Product: 6,7,8-trihydroxycoumarin synthase-like
Exons: 2
Coding region: 790-2310 (506 amino acids)
Molecular function (GO): iron ion binding; heme binding; monooxygenase activity
Source: RefSeq, a predicted model, not a curated record